AUGACACUGUUGUCUCGGUCAAGCUCCAGUUCUGUCGGAAAUAUACUCAAUCCGAACCAAUUCGACUCACACAGCAUCUUCAUUGUCCUCCGGCCGAAAGGAGUGGAUAGUCAAACAGAAGCUACAGGAGCAGACGAAGUCGUGUACAAUCUCAUCCCCGAGGACGGAAAUGGACAAGAGAGAUUGCUUCAACCUGCAAACACUAUCAUGGAAGUGCGAUCCUGCCCAGCCGACUGGGUUUACCACCUUGACAACGAGGAAGGGAAAUUGGAGAUGGUGGCAUUGGUAAAAGGAGCUACCACAUUCACGUGUGAUGAGCUCUUGGGGGAAUGGGGUUAG
Rhinocladiella mackenziei CBS 650.93 is the source of this 339-nucleotide messenger RNA. RefSeq lists its product as uncharacterized. Lineage: Eukaryota; Fungi; Ascomycota; Eurotiomycetes; Chaetothyriales; Herpotrichiellaceae. Bases 1 to 339 code for a protein of 112 amino acids. The record is from RefSeq and is a predicted model, not a curated record. The transcript has a single exon.